Molecule: messenger RNA, 1007 nt
Organism: Salvia splendens (bonfire salvia)
Lineage: Eukaryota; Viridiplantae; Streptophyta; Magnoliopsida; Lamiales; Lamiaceae
Product: S-adenosyl-L-methionine-dependent methyltransferases superfamily protein
Exons: 2
Coding region: 105-896 (263 amino acids)
Source: RefSeq, a predicted model, not a curated record
ACGAAUCUUCCUCUUCAAAAGAAUCAGUCAAAUAUUAAUUGUCUAUAAAUAUAUGCUCAAAUCUAAUCCAGACGCAGAAAUUAAGAGAGAGAGAGAGAGAGAAAAUGGCAGAAUUGUUCGUGAAGCAGGCAAAGGAGUAUUCAGAGAGUAGACCAACUUACCCUCAACAAUUAUUCGAUUUCAUCGCUUCUAAAACCCCUUCCCACAAUCUUGCCUGGGAUGUUGGAACCGGCACCGGCCAAGCCGCCCUUUCUUUGGCUGCGAUUUACGACAAUGUAAUCGCCACCGACACGAGCCCAGCGCAGCUCGAACUGGCGGCGCCGCACCCGAACAUAACCUACCGCUGCACCACCGCGGCCGUCACCAUGGACGAGCUCCACACGAAGGUGGGCUCGCAGUCCACCUUUGAUCUUGUGGCGGUCGCGCAAGCCAUGCACUGGUUCGACCGCCCGGCCUUCUACGACCGGGCCAAGUGGCUCCUCAAGAAACCCGGCGGCGUCCUCGCGGCCUGGUGCUACACCACCCCCGAGGUGGACGCCGCCGUCGACGCUGUCUUCCACCGGUUCUACACGGUGGAUUCCCGUCCGUAUUGGGACUCCGCCCGGGGGCUGGUGGACCGGAAGUAUGAGACGGUCGAGUUCCCGUUUGAACCGGUGGAUGGGCUCGAGGACACUGGGCCGGUCCGGUUCAACGCGGAGAAAGAGAUGGAUUUGGAGGGCUUUUUCACGUAUCUGAGGUCUUGGUCGGCGUACCAGACAGCGAAGGAAAAGGGGGUGGAGCUGCUCACCGGUGAGGUGAUCGACCGGUUCACUGCGGCCUGGUCCAGAGAUGGCGUGACCCAGAAAACCGUAGUUUUCCCGGUCUACCUCAGGGUAGGGAAGGUCGGUUCAUCAUGAUUCAACAAACCCCAAAUUUGGUUUAUUUUAGUAUUUGGUUUUUGAUGAAUAAAAAUGUUGUGUGAUUAACAUAAAAUUAAAUUAAUGAAAUUGGUGUCUCGUUUCUGGAAA